Camponotus floridanus (Florida carpenter ant) is the source of this 2184-nucleotide messenger RNA. Its product is annotated as interferon-induced, double-stranded RNA-activated protein kinase. NCBI's taxonomy places the organism in Eukaryota, Metazoa, Arthropoda, Insecta, Hymenoptera, Formicidae. Bases 391 to 2160 code for a protein of 589 amino acids. The record is from RefSeq and is a predicted model, not a curated record. The transcript is spliced from 9 exons. Gene Ontology annotation, biological process: protein phosphorylation. Gene Ontology annotation, molecular function: protein kinase activity; ATP binding.
CACGAAUUUGGUACUCCAAGCCACAUUCAAUGUGCUCAUGCGCCAGAGAUAGAGUUCUGAGAAUAAACAGUGAGAGAUUCUCCGUUUGACAGUAAAAGGAUUCAGAAUGUUCGCGAACAUUCGAAUUAUCUAUUUCGUAUCUUCUUAUGUCAAAAUUCGCGGAGCCAUCUGUUAUUUAAACUUCAUAUUCGCGGAUCUGAAAAGCCGUUUAUCCAAGUACAGGUUAAGUGCGUUUAUCGGCGAACAUGUGCAAACGUGACGGUCUGUGAUUUGCGUUUGCAGUCCGGUAGGAAACGUGUAAUUUAUAAUUUAUAAUAAUUUGUCACGAGUUUGAAUUCGUGGAACGUUUUCGAGUUCAGAAAAAGUUUGAAUUUAUCGAUAUCGCGUAAAAUGGCAGAGAAUACAGGGCAGACAAAUCAUCCUUGGAAUACUCUGACGACUCUAACCACAUUCGAUCAAGGUAAUAAUAUGGAUUCGACCUUUUGUUCAAAUGAUAAUACUGAAAAUUUAACUAGUGGCCAAAUCACACGUGUAAAUCCUUCUUCUGGUGUUGUAAUUGAAUCUCUUGUAAAUCAAAUAUGUUCUAUAUUAGAAAAGGAUAAAACACGCAGAAAAAAGUUAUAUAAUGAAAUCUGUGCUCAAUUGUAUAAAAUGAAAAUAAUUGAUAACUCGUACAAUAUGAUGGAAUUUGAAGGACUAAGGAAAAAAUAUCAACAUGCUCUUUAUCAACUGAUUAAAAUUGCAUAUUCUGCGAGUGGAAAUGAAAAUCCUUUAUAUAACCCUAGUUUCCUGUCUGAAUUAUCCCGUUAUCACCGAGAAUUUAAUGAAAUAAGUUUUAUUGCUGGUGGAGGAUUCGGUGAAGUUUAUAAAGCACGACAUCGCCUCGAUGGUAUCGAUUAUGCAGUUAAAAAGAUAGCUGUAACUUCUAGUCAUGCAAAUACUUUGCAACAACAUUUGAAUGAAGUAAAGACAUUGGCUAAAUUAAAUCAUGCAAAUAUUGUUUCCUACAAAGCAGCUUGGAUUGAAGUAGCAGGAAUUGAAGUGCCAUCAUUUAACUGUUCGCCAUUGAAAGAUCAUAAAUCACAUAAGUUACAUACUUCUUAUUGCACUGAAGAGUCCACAUCAUAUAAUUUGCUCGAUAAUGACAUGAAAGUGAAACAGCAAAAUAAAAAACGUGGAAGUACUGAUGAUUUUGAAAUUAGACAAAAUCUUAGUGAAAGAUUGGAGGAAUUGAAUUCAUCAACUGAAAAUAUAGAAGAGUGGGUAGUCGAGGAUAAUGCAGCAAAUUAUAUCGAUGAAAUCUCAUCAGACAUUGUAUCUUUUAGAAAUAGCAAGAAGAGUAAGAUUUCAAAUGAAACCAAAGAUAGUAAUAAUUAUAUUGAUCAUAAUUAUUUAUGUGACGAAUCUACAAGUCAAGAAAUAUAUACAUAUACCUCCAAUGAAAAUCACCAAUAUAUGAUCUUGUAUAUUCAAAUGGCUUUGUGUGAGCAAACACUUGAACAAUGGAUGCGCGGUAGACUAAAUGCAUCACCCGAACCAGUAAUUAGGGAAAUUUUGAAACAAAUUCUUUGUGGAAUCGAUUAUAUCCACUCUCAAAGUGUCGUGCAUCAUGAUAUAAAACCACGUAAUAUAUUCAUUUCAACAUCAGGACAACUUCAAAUUCAAUUAGGUGAUUUUGGUUUAGCUUGUCCAUUAAAAUCACAAGGAAAGAAUCAUUCUGCAUGUGGUACUCAUAUGUAUGCAGCACCGGAACAACUACAGGGAAAAUGUGAUCCAAAGAAUGAUAUUUAUAGUGUAGGAGUUGUUCUCAUCGAGCUUUUAAUUCCUACGCAAACUCAAAUGGAAUUGAGCUCUGUAACUCGUUGUUUAAAAAAUGGUUACAUACCAAAAAGUCUUCCCACAGAGCGACAUAAAUGGGCACAAAUGAUCAUACAAAUGGUGCAGAAAGAUCCUGUCAAACGACCAUGGACAAAACAACUUUUGCAAAGUUUAAAGAAAGAUGAGGAUAUAACAAUAGCUGAAUUGAGAAAUACUGUUGGGAUAUUAGAAGAUGAUAUUCGCGAUAAGAAUAACACAAUUCAAGAAUUAGAAAAAAAAAUCGCAUUAUUAAAAAAUGAAGUAAAGAUGCUAAAAGAUCCUCUUGAAAAUACAAUAGAGUAGACAUAUGUUAAAAGAAAAUGAGAG